AUGAUUCAAAUAAUACCAUAUUUAUAUUUGGGUAAAAAAAAUGAUAUAGAUAAUGUAGAAAAUCUUAAAAAAAAUAAUAUUAAAGCGGUGGUUAUAUGUUGUACCUAUUUUGAAUAUCCUGAGUAUAAAAUACCAGAUGGAUAUGAAAUUUUAAGAAUUAAUUUGGAGGAUAUAGGUUUAGAAAAUAUAUCAUCAUAUUUUGAUGAAUCGAAUAAUUUUAUUCAUUCAUAUAUAACUAAAGAACAAUCAGUACUUAUUUGUUGUUGUCAUGGAAUUAGUCGAUCAUCAACAAUAUCCAUUGCAUAUUUAAUUGGAAAACAGAACUUUGGUCUUAAUGAAGCCUUUAAUUUUAUAAUGGGGAAAAAAAAUAUAUGCCCCAAUAUUGGGUUUAUGGAACAAUUAUGUGAAUAUGAAAAAAGACUAAAAAAUCAAAUUACCCUUUCUUCUGUUAAGUAUAUAAGCUGGUUUACCUCAGAAAGAUGUGAUAAAAAUGUAUCAACUGAUUUUAGUUUGUAA
Messenger RNA from Plasmodium adleri (nom. inval.), 516 nucleotides. RefSeq names its product protein tyrosine phosphatase,putative. Bases 1 to 516 code for a protein of 171 amino acids. Gene Ontology annotation, cellular component: cytoplasm. The transcript is spliced from 3 exons. The record is from RefSeq and is a predicted model, not a curated record. Gene Ontology annotation, molecular function: MAP kinase tyrosine/serine/threonine phosphatase activity; protein tyrosine/threonine phosphatase activity. Lineage: Eukaryota; Apicomplexa; Aconoidasida; Haemosporida; Plasmodiidae. Gene Ontology annotation, biological process: negative regulation of MAPK cascade; protein dephosphorylation.